CCGUAUUCCUCCUCCCCUCCCCGGCCAUUUUCGUUUUUAUUCUCUUAUGUAAUCCCCAUUGGUUUUUUUGACAUCCAAAAUGUCCAUCAUCCUUCAGCUUGACCAACUAAAUCAAUUAAGAGAAAUAUUCGCAAGAUUCGACAUGGACGCCGACGGCAGCCUGACCCACCUGGAGCUCGCCGCCCUUCUCCGCUCCCUCGGGAUCAGACCCUCCGGCGACCAAGUCUACGUCAUGCUAAACAACAUGGACGUCAACGGCAACGGCUCCAUCGAGUUCGAGGAGCUCGUCAACGCCAUCAUGCCCGACAUCACCGCCGAGAUUCUCGGCAACCAAGAAAAGCUUUUGGAAGUGUUCAACUCCUUCGACCGGGACGGCAACGGGUUCAUCACGUUGCCGGAGCUGGCCGGCUCCAUGGCCAAAAUGGGUCAGGCCUUAACCUACAACCAACUCAAGGCGAUGCUCGAGGAGGCCGAUACCGACGGCGACGGCGCUAUUAACUUCACCGAAUUCACGGCCAUCAUGGCCAAGUCCGCCUCCGAGUUUCUAGGCCUCCCUCUCCCGCCGGCCGUUGCACAAACCGAGAACGCCGACAAACCCACCACACCCAAACUUCCAGGCCUUUGAUCAUAUAUAUUUGCAGAGAUAAUAAUAGUUUUGUCUAGUUUAAUUAAAUUGUACUUAAUACAUUGUG
Molecule: messenger RNA, 692 nt
Organism: Ipomoea triloba (trilobed morning glory)
Lineage: Eukaryota; Viridiplantae; Streptophyta; Magnoliopsida; Solanales; Convolvulaceae
Product: probable calcium-binding protein CML15
Exons: 1
Coding region: 80-625 (181 amino acids)
Molecular function (GO): calcium ion binding; enzyme regulator activity
Source: RefSeq, a predicted model, not a curated record